Molecule: messenger RNA, 3904 nt
Organism: Meriones unguiculatus (Mongolian gerbil)
Lineage: Eukaryota; Metazoa; Chordata; Mammalia; Rodentia; Muridae
Gene: Dhh
Product: desert hedgehog signaling molecule
Exons: 3
Coding region: 261-1451 (396 amino acids)
Biological process (GO): intein-mediated protein splicing; protein autoprocessing; smoothened signaling pathway
Molecular function (GO): patched binding; calcium ion binding
Source: RefSeq, a predicted model, not a curated record
GGCAGCCGCGACUGACCGCGCUGGCACUCACCCUCCACCCACCUGCCCUGUAACGGUAGCCCAUCAGUGGCAGGUUCCAGGUUCCCCGAGCAUGUAGGCAGAGUUAGCGGCUGCCGAGAGUUGCGAGGCACGGACGCAGCAGGCUCUCCGGGGCUUCUCCGGCUGGCUGCGGUGCUCUCCGGCUCCCGCGGAGAUGCGCAAGUGACAGGAGAGCGAGUGAGGACCAGAACGCUCCCUUCCGACCCUAGCGCACUGCGUCCAUGGCUCUGCUGGGCAGCCUGUUGCCCCUGUGCUGUCUGGCACUGCUGGCGCUGUCUGUCCAGAGCUGCGGGCCGGGCCGGGGGCCGGUCGGCCGGCGGCGUUACGUGCGCAAGCAGCUUGUGCCUCUGCUCUACAAGCAGUUUGUGCCUAGUGUGCCAGAGCGGACCCUUGGCGCGAGCGGGCCAGCGGAGGGGAGGGUCUCAAGGGGGUCCGAGCGCUUCCGGGACCUCGUACCCAACUACAACCCCGACAUUAUCUUCAAGGAUGAGGAGAACAGCGGCGCUGACCGCCUGAUGACGGAGCGCUGCAAAGAGCGGGUGAACGCGCUGGCCAUCGCGGUGAUGAACAUGUGGCCCGGCGUGCGCCUGCGCGUGACCGAGGGCUGGGACGAGGACGGCCACCACGCGCAGGACUCGCUCCACUACGAGGGCCGCGCCCUGGACGUCACCACGUCGGACCGCGACCGCGACAAGUACGGCCUGCUGGCGCGCCUCGCCGUGGAGGCCGGCUUCGACUGGGUCCACUACGAGUCCCGCAACCACGUCCACGUGUCGGUCAAAGCCGAUAACUCGCUGGCCGUGCGGGCCGGGGGCUGCUUCCCCGGCAACGCCACCGUGCGCCUGCGGAGCGGCGAGCGGAAGGGGCUGCGGGAGCUGCACCGCGGGGACUGGGUCCUGGCGGCCGACGCGGCGGGCCGGGUGGUGCCCACGCCGGUGCUGCUCUUCCUGGACCGCGACCUGCAGCGCCGCGCCUCGUUCGUGGCCGUGGAGACCGAGCGGCCCCCGCGCAAGCUGCUGCUCACGCCCUGGCACCUGGUGUUCGCCGCCCGCGGCCCCGCGCCCGCGCCCGCCGACUUCGCCCCGGUGUUCGCGCGCCGCCUGCGCGCCGGGGACUCGGUGCUGGCGCCCGGCGGCGGCGCGCUCCGGCCGGCGCGGGUGGCCCGCGUGGCGCGCGAGGAGGCCGUGGGCGUGUUCGCGCCGCUCACGGCGCACGGCACGCUGCUGGUCAACGACGUGCUCGCCUCCUGCUACGCCGUCCUGGAGAGCCACCAGUGGGCGCACCGCGCCUUCGCGCCCCUGCGCCUGCUGCACGCGCUCGGGGCGCUGCUGCCCGGGGGCGCCGCCCAGCCCACCGGCAUGCACUGGUACUCCCGCCUCCUCUACCGCCUGGCGGAGGAGCUCCUGGGCUGAGCGGCCGAGCGCAGGGGCCCUCGGGGCUCCCGAUGGAAGCGAAGGCUGGAGCCGAGCCAGCCGGGGUCCGAGGGGACGCUGACUGGGAGAGUGGCCGCAGAGCGAGAAAGGCGGGCUGCGCUGGAACUCGGUUAGGGCGCAACCUUUAGCCGAGCGGCGCGGCCCCGGGCUGGAUAGCCGGGCUUGUUGGUAGGCGCUCCUUAAACGAGGACUUUCUUAUUUUGCGUCUUCCCCAGCGCCUCAGCCCCCCCCCCGAUAAUUUUAUUUUCUAUUUAUAAUUUGUGAUAUGAUGAUCUGCUUGCCCAGCCCACCGAAGAGAGGGCCUGGAGCGCGGCGCCGUUCAGUUCACACGGUCUGACGCAGCCAGCCUGAGCCUCACGCUCGCUCUCACAUUUCCCUGCAGGCGGGUUAAUAAAGGGAAGGCUUAUCGGAAACCACCUUCACCCAGGUGAUUCGCCCCCAAAGAGGAGGAGGAACCGGACUAGCCCGAGUGAACACCUUCCUUCCAACUCGCCCUUCUUUCUCAGCAGGAUCCUCCAAACCCCUUUGCUGGAAAGGGUUUUCCAACCCAUCAGCAACAUCCUUUAGGCACUAGCCCCACCCCCACGGGACGGGACCAUCUUUGGGUAGGGCGGGGCUUAGGGGGACAUGAAGAUUGAUGUGCAAAGCAUCUGUUAGCUGUUCUGGCCUGUCUCUAUAGGUAGCCAUCAUCCCGCCUGCUGAAGCCGAACAGGUCUGAAUUUUUUUUUUUCCCCUGGGAUUUUGCUAGGUCAACUGCUGAAGCAUGGGUGUUCCUCACAGUCCACACGUCUGUCUAUGGCCUAAACAAAGAUCCUAGGGUGACCAGGAAUGGUGGUCUAAUUACAGAAUCACAUGCCUGUAACCCCAACACUCUGGAGAUGGAGAAAGGAAAAAACAGAAUCAUGAGUUCAAGGCUAACCUGGGCUGUAUAGUAGGAGAGAGAGAGAGAGAGAGAGAGAGAGAGAGAGAGAGAGACAGGCUGGAGGGAAUAAUUUCUUCGUGACAGCAGAGAACAGGUUUCGGCUUGGGUGUAUCUGAGGUACAUGGGGCUCCCCGUCAAGUUCUGCUAUUACAGUGUGGGUUUCCUCCUUACGUCCAGCGGCUGUUGCUGCUGGCUUCCCAUCACUCUUCCUUCCCCUUCUCUUGUUACUGGCUGUGCCUCUCUGGUUGUUUUGGAUUCCAACAUUGCAGACCCCUGAGAUGCAGGCAGAUUGAUGCCUCGGAGCUAGGAGUGGGUGGGCCCGCUCUGAAGGUGGGCAUGUUGGACCUGAGGGGAUGGUUGAGGGUUGUUGGUACUUCCAGGAACUGGACCCAAGCCUGCUACAACUGUUGCAAGAAGAUUGGCUCUGCUCUGAGCAUCCCGGCCAAGGAAGUCCAUGCCAUCUAUACGCUGCCCUCUGGUGGUAUUCCGGAGAAUUCUAAGCCUAGGGACAUAAGGCUCCCUUUGGUCCCCUCUGGACAGAAGGGAAAGGUAUUGAAUGGUACCUAGACUUGCUAAUGGGAACUCUCCCAGAAGGCAGAGCCGAUGCAUGGGGCCUGUUACGCUUUUAGGGCUCUGCUGUGAUGUCAAGACACGAUAAGGAACCUGCUUGCUUCACUUUCCGAUCCUUGGCUUUUUUUUUAACAGCCCUUGUGUCUAGUUCAGCUCUGUGGCUCUGGGAAGCCAGAGGCAGAGGUAAUGGUGCAGAGUCCCUCACUCAGUAACCCUCAAGUCUCAUGGCCUCAGAGACACAACUCAAGCAAUACCCUUUCCUACUUUCAUUCUCACCAAAUUCUUAUCUGCCUCCCUCAGACCCUGGAACCUUUUUGUCUUCUCACGCAGGUGAUGAGCAAUCUGAUAAGCUAAUUAAGCUAAUUAGUUUACCCAUGUCACCGGGCAACCUGUGUUCACCACCUUUCCUAAGCGCUACCUGGAUGGAAACUGCUGAAACUAAGGGCUCUAACCGUAACGGCUGACCCAUGAUGGCUGGCUAGGAACACAGCUCAGUAGUAGAGCAUUAGCCUAGCAUGCACGGAGCCCCAAGUUCAAUCCCCAGCACCACUCGAACGGCUAUUUCUAUAUUUGGGGAGAAGACGAACUCGCUGGUCUUCAUUAAAUCACAUUCCUGUAGGUUACUUCCCAGGCUUGAGAUUCACCUUCCCCCUCCAACUUCUCUCCUUGAGGCCCCUCCCCUCAUUCUGUCCCCUUGAGGCCCUCCCCUCAUUCUGUCCCCUUGAGGCCCAGCUAUCUAAAGAAUACACGCGUGGUCUGCAAGCAGGUAAAUGCACCAUCUCUUUGAAGCAGGUGGGCACACUGACUUGGGCACAAGGCACCUUCGAAUGCCAGCAACUCUUUUCAACACAGGAAGUGAACAUUGUCUAUCUUUGCACUCUUUUCUCACCGUGGUUUCUGCUUUCUGCUGUCUACUCCUUUGGCUACUCCACUAAAAGUA